This is a messenger RNA of Mycotypha africana, 975 nucleotides long. RefSeq lists its product as uncharacterized. NCBI's taxonomy places the organism in Eukaryota, Fungi, Mucoromycota, Mucoromycetes, Mucorales, Mycotyphaceae. The transcript is spliced from 3 exons. The coding region runs from base 236 to 877 and encodes 213 amino acids. The record is from RefSeq and is a predicted model, not a curated record.
ACUUGCAGCUGUUGUUAGACAUUAACGAACUGGAAUGAAACUUUGGAAAUUGUGAGUACCGAUCGUAGCUAUAUAAUAUUGUAUAGUGUCUCAAUGUUAGCAAUGAAGUCAUUAAAAAACUCUGAAGGUUUGGCCAAAUCAAACUAGUGAAGCUUGAAUAAGAACGGACGUCUUGCUUGGUAAACUCCCAAACUCAUUCUGACAUUUCGACCUUUUGCUGCACAACUAUACAAUAAUGACUACUGAAUUAAUUAUAUAUCUUGAGCCUUCUUAUGAAGUACGUCAAUACAUCGAAAGCUUUCUCGAGGAAUGUAAAGAAAGAUUUGGACCAACAACAGCCAACAAGUAUGGUUGCCACAUUACAAUGGUCGGUUUUUUCGAUGUUGACAAUGAAGCACAGCAAGAAGACUUGAAAAACAAACUAGACAGUUUGUUAAAAAAAUUCAAGACCACUUCUUUACCCAUAAUUGAAAUUAAACCGUUUUUAGUAACGGACAAGGAAACGCGGGAAUCAGUUCAUCUAUUAUUACCUGUCACAUCACCUGAACCCUACCAUCAAUUGAUGCGCGAGUUAGCAAAAUAUUAUCCGAUGUUGCGCCUAAAGCGAAUAAACCAUAUCAGUUUGGCUUAUUGGGAUGAACCAGAAGCGACCCGUCUAGAGCAAGAACAUUGGAAAAAAUCGCGUAAAGAGAUUUUUCAACAGAUACAGGAGUAUGCGACACAAUAUUUUAAACAAUUGGAUAGCACAAAUAUGAAUUGGGACGUUGUUCUAUACAAACGGAAGGUCAAAGGCGACCAUGUUGGCGAGAAGCAUGUAUUUGAAGAGAUACAGCGAUGGCAUACGCAAAUUACUAAGGAAGAUGGAAGUAAUCAUUAAGAAAUAAAGCUGCCAUUGUGCUCGCUUGCUUUUCGUGUAUAUUGCUUUUUAUACUUAUUAGACGCCUUUUCAGGUCAUCUGUCAAAAUAACUAGAAUU